CACGUAGACGUGCUACGCUGUGACGUCAGAACAAGAUGGCUGCUCCCUGAAGACUUUCUUCUUCUGAAUGUUUGCCCCUCGCUUGUGUCAGGCUCAGAGUUAAAGACUCGGUCUUUCUCCGACCAUGUUCUCCUUCCGAGGCUGUGGUCGCUGGGUCGCGGCUUCACUCACCAAACAGCACCAUCCGUCUUCCCGGUUCAGCGGUGACAGCGCGGCGCCCUGGACUCCGCACUUCGACGUGGUAGUCAUCGGCGGAGGACAUGCGGGGACCGAGGCCGCCGCCGCCGCCGCUCGGUGCGGCUCCCGGACUCUGCUGCUCACGCACCGAGUGGACACCAUCGGUCAGAUGUCCUGUAAUCCUUCCUUUGGUGGCAUUGGAAAGGGGCAUUUAAUGAGAGAAGUUGAUGCCUUGGAUGGCCUGUGUUGUCGAAUCUGUGACCAGUCUGGUGUACAUUACAAAGUAUUAAACCGGCGCAAGGGACCAGCUGUUUGGGGUCUGAGAGCUCAAAUUGAUAGGAAACUUUAUAAACAGAACAUGCAGAAAGAAAUCCUAAAUACACCGCUGCUUACUGUUCAGGAGGGAGCUGUAGAAGAUCUCAUUCUUACAGAACCAGAGCCUGAGCACACUGGGAAAUAUCGCGUCAGUGGUGUUGUUUUGGUGGAUGGAAGUACAGUGUAUGCGGAGAGUGUGGUUCUAACUACGGGGACGUUUCUGAGAGGCAUGAUUGUAAUUGGAUUGGAGAUGCAUCCAGCGGGACGUUUAGGGGAUCAGCCUUCCAUAGGGUUGGCUCAGACUCUGGAGAAGUUGGGGUUUGUGGUGGGAAGAUUGAAGACUGGGACUCCGCCCCGGAUCGCCAAAGAAUCCAUUAAUUUCAGCAUUCUAAACAAGCAGACACCAGAUAAUCCAUCCAUACCGUUCAGCUUUAUCAAUGAGACAGUGUGGAUCAAGCCAGAAGAUCAGCUGCCAUGUUACUUGACUCACACCAACCCUCAAGUGGAUGAGAUUGUCCUUGAGAACCUUCACCUUAACUGUCACGUUAAGGAAACUACAAGAGGACCCCGAUACUGUCCCUCCAUUGAAUCAAAGGUUUUGCGUUUUCCAAACCGUAUACAUCAGGUUUGGUUGGAACCUGAAGGAAUGGAUUCUGACCUCAUCUACCCGCAAGGGUUAUCUGUGACACUGCCAGCUGAAUUACAAGAGAAAAUGAUCACAUGCAUCAGAGGCUUGGAGAAAGCUAAAAUGAUUCAGCCAGGCUAUGGUGUUCAGUAUGAUUACUUGGACCCCCGUCAGAUCACUCCUUCGCUCGAGACUCAUUUGGUGCAGCGGCUCUUCUUUGCUGGACAGAUAAAUGGCACUACUGGUUAUGAGGAAGCUGCAGCUCAAGGUGUGAUAGCUGGAAUCAAUGCAAGCCUUCGGGUCAGACACAAGCCUCCUUUUGUCAUUAGCCGAACAGAAGGCUACAUAGGAGUCUUGAUUGAUGACCUCACCACGCUGGGUACCAACGAGCCAUACCGCAUGUUUACCAGCCGGGCUGAGUUCCGCUUGUCACUGCGUCCUGAUAACGCCGACAGCAGGCUCACGUUCCGAGGGUACAAGGAAGCUGGUUGUGUGUCCCAACAACGAUAUGAAAGAGCUACUUGGAUGAAGUCUUCUUUAGAAGAAGGCAUUUCUGUGCUAAAAUCCAUUGAGUUUUCAAGUUCUAAAUGGAAAAACUUAAUCCCAGAGGCUUCUAUAAGUAGUGGUAAAAGUCUCCCUCUCAGAGCUCUCGAUGUUCUGAAGUAUGAGGAAGUUGACAUAGAGUUGUUGGCCAAGGCUGUCCCAGAGCCCUUGAAGGAGUACACCAAAUGUAGAGAGCUAGCCGAAAGGCUGAAAAUAGAAGCCACUUAUGAGUCAGUAUUGUUCCAUCAGCAACAAGAAAUAAAGGAAGUUCAGCGAGAUGAAGCUCUCCAACUGCCGAAAGACCUAGAUUAUUUGACUCUCAGGGAUGUGUCUUUGUCCCGUGAAGUUCGAGAGAAGCUACAUUUCAGUCGCCCACAGACGAUUGGGGCUGCCAGUCGUAUACCUGGAGUGACACCUGCUGCCAUCAUCAAUCUGCUCAGAUUUGUGAAGACCACUCAGCAAAGACAGGCAGCUGUGGAUAGAUUGCCCAAAACUGAUCAACGUUUAUGUAAUACAGACAAACUUGAAGAUAGACAGUUAUAGCUUGCUAUUCAUAGAAGACUUUUAAUCAAUACAAGAGUAUAAAUAGGAGAUAAGAUGUAUUUCUUUUUUUUUUCAGCUUACUAUUAGUAACAAAGUUUAUUUACCUAAUUAAAUCCAAUGUAAAUCGCUCCUGACAAUGUACAAAAUUCUUUUCUCAAAGUUCCCUUUUUUCACAAAUGUUUUAUCACUUUUUAUAUCCAUAUAAUUUGUCCCUUAGUUUUCCCCAUCCAGAAACAAACAGCUCUAGGACAAAAUUAUUAUCAUCAUUUUUCCUCAACAAAAAUAUCUCCAUUCUUUAUACCUUCCUUUGCCGACGACACAUAUCCUACUUGCUUUAUGCACUGAAAUGCUUCCCUUAUCAUUUUUAGUAGCUUUAAUUACAUAUUACAAUUGUUAACCCUUAAAAGCCUUAACAAAACCAAGAAACAAGUAAUUGAACUGUUAUACCAGCAUUUACUGACUGGCAAACUUACUUAUGAACAUAUUCCAUAAGCUCUAAAAACUUAAAUUUUUCUCAUAGCAUAAUUUCUCUUUAAUGUGGUACAAGAUACAUGUUUAAUAAACCCAAACAUCUUCUGAAGUUCUACUAAUUAACCCAAGGCUGAAGUCUCAGGCAAAGUGGGCUUUGUAUUUUAAGGACAUGAUAAGAGUUAACUUCAGGCUUUCUCCUAGGCAUAUUUUUGUUCUCUCAGGGUCGGAAUUCUGAAAACAGUAUUUCAUCAAGCUAGCUUUCUCUAAGUGCGCUUCCCAACACAAACGGUCCUCAAUGUCAGACACACGUCAGAACCAAUUGGCAAAAUGCCCAAAUAGCACUUCGUGCUCAAAAAAGUAGUUUGCCGGCUGCACACCGGUGGACUUAACUCGGUCUUGGAGCUCGUCAGCUCGUUUGGAGGCAUCUUUCCGUUCCAUCAAGGAAAAGCGUACAUUGGCAGCCAGUGCCGAGGAGGGGAGAAACAGGGAGGAGCCCCGAAACAAAUGGUUUCGACAGCUGCUAGGAACGUCCCCCCAAAUCCCCCUCCUGGGGCCAGCGAGCCACGAGCAGCGGGCUCCUGGCAGCCAUCCCAGGACGUCGUCAAGGCGGCGGCUCUGCUCCAAGAUGUAUUUCUAUUUAGCACCUGUUAAAAUAACUUUAUUAGGUUAUUAUAGCUUUGUCAUUAAUUUAUGAAUAGGAGAGAGAUUAUAAUUGUGCUUUUUUGUGUAUCUGAAAAAAUAGUUAUAAACUUUUUUUUUUUAAACGCA
Balaenoptera acutorostrata (minke whale) is the source of this 3442-nucleotide messenger RNA. It is a transcript of the gene MTO1, whose product is annotated as mitochondrial tRNA translation optimization 1. The record is from RefSeq and is a predicted model, not a curated record. The transcript has 12 exons. Gene Ontology annotation, molecular function: flavin adenine dinucleotide binding. Gene Ontology annotation, biological process: tRNA methylation; tRNA wobble uridine modification. The coding region runs from base 125 to 2203 and encodes 692 amino acids. NCBI's taxonomy places the organism in Eukaryota, Metazoa, Chordata, Mammalia, Artiodactyla, Balaenopteridae. Gene Ontology annotation, cellular component: cytosol.